Molecule: messenger RNA, 14182 nt
Organism: Porites lobata
Lineage: Eukaryota; Metazoa; Cnidaria; Anthozoa; Scleractinia; Poritidae
Source: the annotation of a GenBank genome assembly
AUGGAUGGUCGCAGUUUGACAGUGUUUGCUGCUGCAGCAGCGAUUGGGGCAAGUUUUUAUGUAUUUUUAACUCCUGAUGGAAAGAAAAAGAAGGGAGUCAAAAGAGGUAAGUGUAAGAUUGUUUGACAGUCCUGCGUUGCCCCUCUGAGUGAUGCUGCCUCAACUUUGAUGAGAGACAACAGGCUCACAGUUUCAUUUGAAAACACCUCUCAUCAUCAUCUCUUCAGCCUCGCCUUUGCAUGCGGUUUUGUAGACUUUUUGAAAAUGAAGGCCAUUAUAUAUUAUUAUUCAUUCAAAAUAUUUCUCCGUUUUUGACUGAUUUUUAUCCCCUGGCUAAUUCUUCAUAACCAGCCGGCGCUGACCAAAUUUAGAAGAUGCUUAGAUUGUAAUACAUGUAUAGCAUCAUUGAUGAGAUCAAUUAUUCAGACGUCAAUGAUCAUAUAUUGCAAAUUAUCCACAAUUGUCAUCAUGCAAGACGGGUGCAGCAGUGUAGCAGUUUUGGCAUGUGCACAGAACUCCAAAAAAUACAGAAAUAUAUCACAGUCAUAUAUAAUCACCAAAUAUUUAUGAUAUAUAUCUAAUUAUUAGUUAAUUUAAUUUUACUUUAAGUCUUAUUUUGAAACUCAGAAAACUGUUAACACCAGCCUAAUCCCAAGAUGUUCUCUCUUGCAUCAUUUUCCGUUCAAAGUCUCGGAAACAGUGGGUGAGAGGAUGUUCUCGACAAGCCCCUCUCACAGGUCAUGGUAAAGUCCAGUUUUGACCUAGCUGAGAUUUUUUAGGGGCUAGGCUACACGAAGACCAGAAAUAUUUCUGCAAUGUCAUCGUAUUGAAAGGAAAAAGUCAAUCAGGCAAGAGAUGAACUAAUCUGCAAAUAACAACAGUAAUCAGUUUUUGGUUUUGUAUGUUCUGAUCUCUGUUGUGAAUUGUCACAAAACAAUAGAUGUUCCAGAAAUCUUUCAUGUAUUCAUGGUUUUCUGAGUUUGACAGUGGAAGAACAAAGACUUGUGUAUUGUUAUAUGAGAGAGUAUGGAUAUUUUUUUGGAAAAACACAUAUAUAAAUUUUUGUUGGUGAAUAAUAUUGUAGUGUACAUCCGGGACUUCCCCAGCGCGGGAAGUCUGGGAUCAUGUGACUAGUUGAAGUAGUGUUUCUGUAGUGUAGCGGGCGAACGAAGUAGUGCUCACGUUUGACAAGACUAUUAGCCUCGGUGGCGCAUUAGCAAUACUACAUUGGCGACGAGGAUGGUUCCAAUGAGUGAAAAGGCCUUACUGCCGUUGGAUUUGACCGGUCCUGCUUCACGAGUGGCGGAGCGAUGGCGUAAAUGGAAGCGUGCGUUUGAAUACUUUGCCGAAGGAAAGGGCAUCGAUAAUGUUCGUAAGAAGACCUCAUUACUCUUACAUUUUGCUGGUAUGGAUGUACAGGAUAUCUUUGAAGAUUUACAAGAUCCUGGUCCUAUUCCGGAGAGUGGUGACAAUGUUUACAAAAUCGCUAUUCGCAAAUUGGAUUCUUACUUUCGAGCGACAUGGAUGCCUGAGAGACCGUGGCAGGACCUAGCGUUGGACCUACUGGGCCCUAUGCCAACAGGAGAGUCUUUGCUGGUCCUAGUGGAUUAUUUUAGCCGAUGGGUGGAGGUUGACGUCAUUAAGUCCACCAGUUCAGAAGCGAUAAUUAAGUGUUUAGACAGACAGUUCUCUAGAUAUGGAGUACCGAGUACCUUGAGAUCAGACAACGGACCCAACCUUGUGUCUGCUGAAAUGGAGGAGUAUCUGGAUAAGAUGGGCAUUAAGCACAGGCUGACCACCCCACUAUGGCCGAGAGCAAAUGGAGAGGUUGAACGGCAAAAUCGUUCUCUUUUGAAAGCAAUGAGAGUUGCGCAUGCUGAGGGAAGAGACUGGAGGUUGGAGUUGAACAAGUUCCUCCUGGCAUACCGCUCCACCCCGCACACAACUACCGGCAGGAGUCCCGCUGAGUUACUUAAUGGGAGGAAAAUGUCUACUAAAUUGCCAGAGGUUGCUGAUUUGGAGGAGUCUGAAGAGCUGGGAUAUCAGCAAACCAGAGAUCGUGAUGCGGAAAAGAAGCAGAUAGGUGCAGAUUAUGCUGACAAGAGACACCAUGCAGCAGAGAAGUGUGUACAGGAGGGAGACCUUGUGUUGCUGGAGAAGAGGAAGGAGAAUAAGCUGUCUUCACACUAUGAAAAAGAGCCAUACCAAGUAACGGCUCGCUAUGGGGAUCAGGUCCAGCUGAAGUCACCCCAAGGCGCAGAGUACAGGCGUAAUGUUCAACAUGUCAAGCGAUUUGUGAUUCCGGACAGAGAGCCCCAGGAGCAGCAGCCUGCAGGUCCUGUAGCAGUACCUAAUGAGCACGCACUAGGACAAGAAACCACACCCAGUUUGGAGACAGAAGGAGGGGCUAGUCCAGCUGAUGGUCCAAAUCAGGAGCAGCUGUUACCAAGGCGAUCAGGGCGAGUGACCCGACCCCCCGAGAGACUUAGUGACUAUGUUACCACCUGAGGGGGACAGUUACUUUGCUAUGACAGUGGCAGCUUUGAUAAGGCUGUGCCUACGGAAGUGUUAAUUUGUAUCAAUUGUACCUUUAAAAGACACUGUUGACAUUUUCAUGUUACUUAAUAGUAGUGAGACUUUGCAAGUGAAGAGAGGGAGGGAUGUAGUGUACAUCCGGGACUUCCCCAGCGCGGGAAGUCUGGGAUCAUGUGACUAGUUAAAGUAGUGUUUCUGUAGUGUAGCGGGCGAACGAAGUAGUGCUCACGUUUGACAAGACUAUUAGCCUCGGUGGCGCAUUAGCAAUACUACAUGAAUGUGUACAUGUAAAUAAUGUUCCAUUAAAUUCCAAUUCACAUCUUCGCCCGCAUUUCCUAGCCAAUGGCUACUGCUGGUAUGUUUUUUAAUAAAUUUGGUCAAUUUCUCCAGUAUGUUGGCAGUCUAGAUGGUCAAAUUAAUACCCCACUAGCUUGCACUUUAAAAAGUGUUAAUACAUAAUCAGUUCAGAUGAAAUUUGUUCAAUGUUAUUGUUGUUUUUCUUAUCAUCAGAUCACCCUCCUGGCCUGGUGAAUCUUGGUAACACUUGUUUCAUGAACUCCAUUUUACAGGUUUGUACUUGUAUUGCUAUAAUUUAUGUAAUGUUUAAAAUGCAAACAGAAAAUUUGAGUGCAAUUUUGCAAUUUAAGGCUACUCCUUUUGAAACAUUGUGCGGGGCAGCCUACAAUAUUUCUAUGUUGUUGUGAAUUUAAUGGCAGUAAGUCCUCUUUGCAAGAUCUUUCCAAGAGAAGUUUUGGAUAGUUUGGCACACACUCUACAUUAUGAGUCUUUUCUCACACAAACCAGUAAUAAUGCUUUGUGUUAUUUUUUACAGCAUAUGCGAGGACCUGAUUUACUUAAAAGAUGCUUGGCUUUUUUUUUCCAUUUUUAGGGCCUCGCAUUCUUGCCGUCCUUUGCAGCAUGGUUACAAGAUAUUUCUGAUGAAGGAGAUGGAAAUUCUCUGACAUCUUUGGCUAUGGAACUGAAGAAAAUAAUGAAAAGUAUGUGGCUGUUUAUCAACCAUAUUUGAUCCCACCACAGCCCCUUGAUCCUCAUUCAAUAUAAAGCUGUACAGUCAUUUGUUUCUUUCAGUGCAACCACUACCCUUUGCAGUGAGCACUGGUAGAAUAGAUCAGCCUGUUGAGUUUAUCACCUUGUGGGUGUCAGUUUUGUGGUGAAUUAAGUUCCAAGUUUACUCAAAACGUUUUCUAGGACCAACCUAAUCUCAUACCCAGAUCUCAGCCAAGCAAAAGUCUGAGUGAGAUCUGGGCAUGAGAUUAAGACCAAACCAAGCACUGACCAGUUACUACAUUUGAGAGAACUUUCUAAUUUGUUUUAGUUUUCUCUUUCAUGUUCCAGCUUUGAAUAAUGGUUGUAUGGAAGGUGAAGAUGUCAUUUGUCCAGAUUCUGUGUUAAAAGCCCUAAGCUCCCAUGGCUGGAUCAUACCUAGUGAACAACAAGUUAGUAAAAACAUAGUUACCAUUUCAAAAAGAGCAAUUCCACUGACUCAGAGGUGCAGUGCCUCUAAAUGAGCACUGCACAUAUACUGGUAUUUGCUGUCCGUGAUUACAGUGGAUGAUGAUGAUGAUGAUGAGGAGGAGGAUGAUGGUGGUGAUGGUGAUGGUGAUGAUUUCAGUGAUGAUUGUGAUAAUGGAUUGGUAAUAGAGAUUGUUAUGAUGGAGUUGGCAAUUGAUGGCAGUGGUGUUGGUGAUGAGAAGUGAUGGUGAGGAUGUUUAUUUAUUAGUGACAGAGGACAAUGAUGCUUAUGCUGGUGUCGAUAGUGACUGAAUGAUUGUGACGAUCGAUGAUGUAUAUGACUUCUGAUGAAUAUGUUGACAAUGAUGGUGAUAGUUAAUUGAUGAUAAUCUGAUUAUUGACAGUCCCAAUAAUAUUUUUUGAUGAUUUAAGGUUGAGGAUGAUGAUUUUAUUGAUAAUGAUAAUGAUGAUAAUGAUUGAUAGCAGUGUUGUUGAUGAUGAUAGUGAUACAGCAGAAUGUUGAUGAUUAUUUAUGGUGAUGAUGACUAGAAUAUGAUGAUUUAUGAUGGUAAUGAUUUAAGAUUGUUGAGGAUGUCGUUAUUGACAAUAACUAAAUGGUCUGCUGGUGAUUGAUAAUAUUGAUUACUAUUCGUGAUGAUAAUGAUGGUGAUGAUGAUGAUGACAAUGAUAAUAAAUGAUGUGAUGAUGAUCAGUGAUUUUGUUACAAAUAGUUAUGGUGAGUCCUGGGACUCAUCCUGUCAAAGAUUGUGAGUCCCAGUCCAGAACCAUUGAGUCUGAGUUCAAAAAACAAUGAAUCCCUGAUCAUUAUCAAAUCAUUGAUAUUUGAAAUGAUUAUGAUGGUAAGUCAAUGUGAUAAUCACAUUUCAUUGAUGAUAUGAUAACAAUGAUGAUGAUGAUGAUGAUGACUGUAAAAAAAUUCAUCAUCCCUUCCAAGUAAUACUGCGGCUGAAAAAGUUCAGUAUUACUUGAAAUUUAGAUCCUUGAAUAUUUACUGCUGAAAAUUGUUAAAUCUAAACAUCAUCUCACCUAAUAUCAUUUUUUACAGGAUGCUCAUGAAUUCUUUCAUGCCCUCUCAUCUACUCUGGACGAUGAAAUGGUGAGAAGAGUGAUUAUUGUUAUUUAAAUUAUUCUGUAACUUUGUUUCUUUUUAAAGAAAUAUUGGAAAAACUAAUAAAAGAUCCAUUUUUUGGUUCUGUUUUUCAAAGGUUGUUCAAGUAAUUUCUGUAAGGUUUUGGUCUUCUUAGUUUGCUUAGUUUUGCUUAGUUCUGCUUUGUUUUUUGUUUCCUGCAGGGAGAACUUCCUGGUGUCAUGAAUCUCAGUGAUGUUGCAAUUGUAGAGGUACCAGUGGCUCAAUUUUUCAAAGUUAAAGAUACAAUGAGCCUUUUUACAAACAUGUUUUCUUCCUUUUUUGACAAAUUUUGAGAGUGCACAUGCACAUGCACUCACUCUGUUGAAAACUAAUGAAGAUGUUUGUAUGGUGGGGGCAAGUUCAUGCCCCCACCAUAUCAACAUCUGUAAAAAUUGGCAUCAUUGUGGAGUGAUAUCUUCACUCGCUGUGGAUCACCUUUAACCCUUUCACUGCCAAAUUUAGCCAAAGGCAAAUUUCGAUCAGAUUUCCAAAUUUCAUUUUGUAAAAUUUUGAAAAACAAAUAGUACCAUGUGUAAGUACAGGCAGAGAGCUUUCAUCUGAAUGGUCACAUCAUAGAAUUUCGUCCGAAGACUCAAAAGUUAGAGCCACCUUACAAAUUCCUUCAAACACUCUGACAGUUUCCUAAUUUUAAGGCAAUGUUUCCAGCAGUGUUGAUGAUUUUUGCCAGGUGGUCUUGAUCAAAAGGAUCAAUAAGGUUUCUGGGAAACUGCCCACCUACCGCCCCCUCGCUUCCACCCCUCCCCCUCCCUGACUAAGCAAUCAUUUUGCCCCAAGUGAGAAGUAAGUGUUAAUGUCAGCUUAGGGGAGGGGUAGGUGGGUACUUUCCAAGAAACCUAAAUUGAUCCGAUCAAAACAAUGAAAAAACCAUGUAAGGGUUCAUUGCCAAUAGCAAAAGCUAAUUGUGGCUUUGGGUGGUCAGUCAUUCCCCUGCAUUUUUGUAUCUUCAUGGUUGAAAAACUAUAGUGUCUGUGAACAGGAUACAAUAAAUUACAUAAAAAGGAAGAAAAAUGACAAGAAAUGUUGAUGUUUUCUUCCUGAAACCUGUUUGAAUGUCAAGGGAAUUACAUUCACCUCUAUUCAUCUGAGUAUCUAAUUUUUUUGCAGAAGAAUGAUGUCAAUGAAGACAAAUCAAUGGUACACAGAAACAAAGGUGCUCACUUGAUAUGGAUGGAAGUAAUUUAGAUAAACUUCUCAAAGUCUCUUCUGUGCUCACAUGCAUAAGUACAAACAUUAAUGGCUGUUUACAUGGAGGUGGGGGACCCCAGGUACGGAAGGUAACUUGCUUAGGUGAGGUAACACGCCUGUCCAUAUAAUCUCUCAUUUUAAUUUGAUCACAUUUAUAUGAUAGGUGAGGUGACCUGCCACAUGUUACCUCAUGUAUCUGGGGUCCCCUACCUCCAUGUAAACAGGCCUUAAGUGAGUUAUAUCUUUAACUGAAAAAAUGUAAAUACGCAUCUCAGAUUAAUACGUAUAGGUUAAUAAAAUAAAAAUUAUUAAUUGUGAAGUGAAAAUAAUUGUGUCACCCCUCCUUAGAUUUCUGUUAAACUGUUGACUUUGAGUGCAUUCUUUUUGUAGUUCCUCUAAGAAGAGACUGUAACAAGCCUCAUUUGCCAUUCCAUGGUUUAUUAGCAAGUCAGUUGGUGUGUAAACAAUGUGGAACAAAGGUAGGUUGACACAAACAGGAGUCCGUAACCCAGAGUGAACAACUUCCAUGUACUCCUUUCAAAGGUCGAAACUGAUUAUCUUGAGAACUACUUUGGCACAAAUUUUGACUAUCUUUUAAGUGCGACAAACCAGUCAGAAAAACCUACAGACCUAAAAUGGCAUUUUGACCUUCUUAUGACGAUUAGUUUUCUUUUGGUAGCUUAUACUUCAAAUGCAAACAGACCAAGUGGAGCUUUCAUUUUAGCAGGAUUAAGCAUUCUUAAAUGUAUCUAAAGGUAAAGCGGUCCGUGAAAAUGCCAUGUAAUAUGCCUGCUAUGGAAGUUGCUAGCUCCAGAGUAUGGGCCCUUGACACAAACAUACAUGUAAGAGGUGAAGGAGACAUGACUACACUCCCCCUCUUCAACCCCCCAUCUUACUUUUCACAGCACAGUCAACUCUAAAGGUGGUUCUCUGUCUACCAUGUGUCGUCCUUGUCAGAUUUGAUUCUGGAAAUUGCUAGGCGAGAAAUAUCAGGGAGAAAGAAGAACUUUCUGUUGUUAAAAAUUAUUGCUAAGCUUUGUGUUUGUAAAGCAAAUCAUGAAGGUGUUUUUACCUGAUAUUAGAUUAAAGCUUUUGGGACAUAAAUUGAGCUCUAAUUUGUAGAGGUGUGAAGAUCAGCAUGUUGAAAAUUUCCUCUUUUGGUCAUUUUAUGCAAAGAUAAUUGAGUUGUCCAAAUGCUAUUGGCUGCAACUCAUGUAUGACAAUUGGCCUUGCAAUAAAAGCUGUGAGGUCUACCAGUACUGAAACAGACGAUAACUGAAUGAGUCAACACCAGCAAUAAAACAAUGUGUUCCUGAACGAAAUACGAAUCUUUUUUACGUUUAGAUCCUGUUUGGUAGUAUGGCUCCUCUCUCUCUCAACCAUGGAGCUUAAUUCUCCCAUCAGAAAAAAAAAAAAUGUUACAAAAUGUUGAUUUUCAAGGAGAUACCAUGUGAUGGCUGUGGUUUUUGAAUAAAUGUAAACACAAGCCCGAGUAUCUGAGAGAAAAAAAACAUAGCCUGUUCCAAGGUUCUAGAUAGUAGAGGUGUUGUGUUAGUAAAAGGCACUUGAAAAUAUGAGCCUGUGAUCUGGGAAAAGGGGACGUGUUCAUGCUUUCUCAAUUUUGCGGACCUAACUAUCUCGGAGCCUGAAACAGACUAAAAAAACUUGGCAUUGGGUCCAGAAUUCAAAUUGGGCCACAUGGGUGGGACAGAGUGUUGUCACCACAUCUCCACCCAUGCUCACUCCCCAAAGAAGACAGAGAGGGAUCUGUUGUAAGGGGAAUGUCUAACCUUUGUUUCUUGUAUCAUGCAGUGUCCAGUCAAGUUUGAUAGCUAUGACAGUUUAUCACUCAGUUUACCAUCAACAUUUCAGGUAUGUUUUCAAUUUGGUUUACUAAAUGCACUUUUUCUUGUAACUUUCUUUGACCAUCCGAGUCAAAUAAUUAAUAAAAUAUGCACUUUGCAAGUGACUUUUGAAGUACAUGAAGGGUAUUGUUUAUCGUGGAUUACUAUGUGUAUGAAGGGUCUCCUUUAUCGUUUAUCUCAAGAUCGUUACUUAGAUAUUGAUCACAACGUUUCAAGCACGAACUGCAGGUCUUCAUCAGGCGAUAGUGUCAAUUUCCUUAGUAGGACUAUUUGUACCGACUAUUUGCACCAAACUUACAUGAAAAGAGUAAACUUGCCCUCAACAAACUUUCUAGCCUGUGUAGCGGACGUCGCAAGGGGGUAGGGGAUAGGGAGAAAGGCUACAAACUCUCCCAUGGAAAACCUCCCUCCUAGACACUGAUUGAUGGCCUUUAUCAAAUUACGCUCUUAUAGAACGAGAAAGAUACACAUUUUUUUCACGCCACACUUAAAGAACUCAUUUCCCACGAAAGAGAGUUCAGAGUGAGUUAGUUGACGGUGAGUUUGCCAAUGGGCGACUUAUAAAGAGAAAUCUGCCACAGAUGACUGCUUAUGUUAGCUCCCAUUUCGUUUGUUUUCUUUUGCGCGUUCACUAAACCAAUUUUAAUUACCUCUAUUUCAGUUUCUUUUCUUUCUAUUUAAAGUUCCAUGUAGUCAUUUUUGUGUUCACAUAAAAAUUGCUUUUUUAAUAAUACUAAACACGUCUCCUUGUCUGGGCUUUCCUCUUCAGGUUGGGCUGUCAUUAGAGGAUCUUCUACGUACGUUUGUCUGCUCAGAGAUCGUAGACUCUGUUGAAUGUAAUGGUUGCAAGGAGCGUAACUCAGUACAGUCAAGUGGCUCUGUGAGGACCAGCUUUAUCAAACGACUUACACUGGGAAAAGUAAGCAGUUAGUUAAGAUAGCCAGUGUACAGCCGCUCCCUCCCAUGUAAGCUCUGUGCUCGCAGGUAGUUUUAAAUGCGCAAAAACAACGUCAGCUUGUAUCACAACAUUGGCUGGACAAGGUGCAGGGAAAUGUUGCUUGUAUUAGCCUGCUUUAACGGCUAGAACACACGGUGUAAACACACGGUUUUAAGGAUAAGCGCACCUUGACACUCCUGACCUGGCAACACAUUAUAACAUUACGCACUUCAUCACUUCCUUGUGAUGGGGAACUUGAUUUGUCGUCAUCGGCUAGUCUUGAAUGUAAAAUUUGAUUGUCUGAAGAUUGAAAGUUGUGUUGUAUUAAUAACACGCAUUGUAGCAGAUUUCAAUCAUAUUUGGUCCCAAAUUUUUGUUUGUCAUACGCUAUCUGAAAAAGCUUUUUACAAAGAUCUCGAUAACGAAGUGUUUAUCUAUGGAAAAAGACCCAUAUAGGAGUAUAUACUCUUUAAUCCUCUUUAAAUGAAAUUUAUUGUGCAUAAUGAUAUAGAAGUACCGUUAGCUGAUUAUACUGCUGCAAUACUGCGCGCAAUAUUUGGUAUGGUAAUGUUUAUCCGAUGCUUAAGGUGUUGGUGGUCUCAAGUAUACACUAUAAGGUCAUUUAAAAUACACUAGGGGUCAUGUGUCAGAGUACAAGGUUACAAGGUAAAGUCUCUUGAUGUGCGGAAGACAACAUUUUAGCGACAAGCUGUACCCAAAAAUGCCAAGAAAUUGAUCGGGCGAAACUUGAUUUGUCAGUGAUUCAUAAUGGUAGCGGUAGAAAAGUACCGUAUUUAUUUGAAUAGGCGCCCAACCUCAAAAUUAGCACCCACCUCGAAUAACUGCCCAUCCUAAAGGCAGAAAAAGUUAACCUCGAAUAAGCGCCCACCCCUAAAGUAGAGUACUUUAUUAUUCAUUCAAAAUAUUUUCCCAAUUCUGAUUGGCUAACAGCACACGCAUAAUUCACCAUAACCAGUUACUGAUGACCACAUUUGGAAGAAUUUUGUGUUUAACAAGGAAAUGACGUCAAAAAUGCAGCCCGCUACAGGUUACGGCACUGUUACCGAGAAGACCUGGGGUCGACUUUGAGUUGUUUUGGUAGUGAAAAAAAGGCGGAAAUUUCACUUGUUUCGAGAGUAAGAACUACAGCUGGAACUAGGCGAAAUAAUAGCUAGGAACAUGGCAAAAACAGCAAGAAGACAACUCGGAGGUGACAUCUGCUAUUUAGAGAAUAUUUGCGGAGCUGGACAAACCUAAACGUACACUAUGGAAGAUGAACUUAACAUCGAUGCAGGUAAGCAUGUUUUAGCUAUGUUUUUAAACUAGGAAUUAUUUUGAAUGUCGGCCUCAGUGGAUAACACCCUCCUCGAUCUGCUUAAUUCUUCAUAUCCUACUCAGCCUCAUUCAUUAAUUGGUAAAUUAGAGGACUUUCCCCAAAGAUGGAGUUUUGUAUAUCUUAGUAUUUUACAGAAACCUUGCUUUGUUACAUCUUCGCAUUUUGUUAUUACCAUUUAUUGUUUUGUUGCACUGAUAAACAUAAUACUCUUGCUGAAAAAGGUAAAAAUUUAAUAAGCACCCAGCCUCGAAUAAGUGCCCACUCUCAAGGUCCAAAAAAUUUAGUAAGCGCCCAGGGCGGUUAAUCGAAUAAAUUAAUUCGGUAUUUGCUUAUUGAAUUUCCUACAAAAUCGUGAAAGUGUACUCGACAAAUCCCAGAAACACAACGUCAAUCUUGAAUGCGUAGUACUAGCUAAAUACCUCGACACUUCACGUCUCGUUAUAUAUCCGCCAGUAUUCUGUUUCACCUCCCAUUCGUGGGAUAGUUGUAUAUUGUUCGUGCACUGGAAAAAAAAUGCAAAAAACAACAUGUCAUUGCAACAUUUUCGUUUAUGUGUGGACACUGCGUCGUGCCCUCGCACCCUGACCUCUCGUAAUGGAACAGUUACAUGUGACUGUACUUGAAUUAUACCUUUGCUUGUUGAUACAGCUCUUUACCGGUCUGAUUUGUUUUUUCCUCAGUUGCCGCAAUGCCUGUGCAUCCACAUUCAAAGAACUUACUGGCAUACUAAUGGAAUACCUUACAAAAACAACGCGUUCAUUAAAUUUCCUGAAUUCCUUGACAUGGAACCGUUUUUAUACGAGCCUUUAGAACAGCACUCUCGUCAGAAUGGAACUGAAAGGAAAUUUUUUCCAACAACAGCUGGAAAUGGAGAUUUAAAUGGGUAUCUUGAUGAACUGGUUGGCUCGUUUGUCGGUGCAGGCAACAAGAGGUGAGCGUGAAACGUUUUUGUGGUUACUACGGCUAUUACAGAAGCUUAACCCUUUAAACCUUAAGAUCAAAAGUUGAAUUCUCAUAAUCGUUGCCCUCAUUCAUUUCAUACAGAAGAAGUGGGGAGAAGUUGAUAAAAUAUCAAGCAAAUUCAUCUUGUGUGAUCAUGUCCUUAAUUCUCAUGACCACUCUGUUUUACAAAGCAUUGACAUUACAACGAGAAAUUUGACGCUGAUCACUCUUACGGCUUAAAGGGUUAAAGGGCCUAUGUCACCCUGCUUUCUAUCUUUUUCAAAAGCUAAAACCCUUGUUUGCAUCAAUUGAAUUCCAAAACAUAAUGGCCAAGUUUUGUUAUUUAAGAAGAAGCUGUCUCCUGUCGUCUGUCUCAAUGGAUGGCAAGGAUAAACAUGGAUUUCAUGCUAUACCUGCAAGAAUUACUCCCUGGUGAAAUUGCUUGUUACCUUCUUGUCUCUAAGGGCAUUUUGUGUAUGGGUAAAUGCCCUUAGUAAUUAUUUUAGCACAGAAUUGGGAUCAAUAGGACAAUUGCACGAUGACGUCAUUUUACUACAACUACCAGAAUCCUUUAGUUUGUUGUUUUCUUGUGCAAAUUAGAGCUAUUGUUCUGUAAUCCUCAGCGGCGUUGACAAAUUUAAAUAAGAAAGCAAAAACGAAAUGAAUUCUGGUAGUCGUGUCGUCAUCGUGAAAAUGGCCUAUUAGGUUUUUGGGAAACUGCCCACCUACCCCUCCCCUAAGCCAACAUUUUGCCCCAAAGGAGAAGUAAGCUUUAAUGUUGGCUUAGGGAAGGGGUAGGUGGGCAGUUUCCCAGAAACUUAAAUUUAUCUCAGAAUUGACCUACAACAGUAAUGUCCUCGUGGCAUUAGACUGCGAGCAGUUUCUCUUUUUCUUCAGAUUUAGUAAGGGGAGUGCACGCGCGCGCAAGCGUUGAGCGGCGAAGCCGCGAGACGCGAGAAACGAGGGCGGCAGGUGCCUCUCCCGUCUCGCGCCUUCAGUCACGCGCGUGGUCAUUUACGUGUCUCGGGCGUUUUGCUCGACGGACGAAGAAAAAAGAGAGACUGCUCGUAGUCUAUCGUGUUAUCAGCCCCUUUAACUAUUAGAGAUGUUCCACGCAUUUAGCUUUCUGCAUAUGAUAACGGUCACAAAAUAUCGGAAUGGUUCUCUUAACACAAUUCUGAUCCCAGUCUUGUUCCCAGGCCUCCCUUCCACCCGUCCCUCUUCAUGGGACGGAUGGAGGUCGUCGAGGUUAAAUCCAAAGCAAAAGAAUCUCACUGCACAGUGAAAGAAAGACACUUUAAAACAGUUUGAAAUGUAUUCAAUUUUGUAGUGAAACUGUAAACAGUAUAGUCGUGUUUCGUUUGUGGGUUUUGUCUGUCAGAGCCUAUACGGAGGUUAAGCAUUGCGCACUUGGUCUUGGUAGAAAUAAACCGGUGGCCAAAUCCGAAAGGUGUCGAUUGUUUUUGUUCCACAUUUCUUUUUCUUCGUCAUAUAUCUUAAAGAAGUGCGCGGGUUUUAAGAGAUACAGACAUACGCCUUUUUUGGUGAAAUGUGCUUGAAAUUCAUUUGAUGACUACCAUCAUCUACAUUUUCUAGUGCAUAAGUAAUGUUUUAUAGCUACCGCGAACAGUUGCUAAUCGAAAAGGUAACUCAACGAUUAUCCGUUUGUAAUCGAUAAUUCGGCUGUAAUUUCCGUUGCCUGGAGCCGGGUGUACCCCUCCAGGGUCACACGGUAUUUUCUGGUAUGUUUUCCGAUUGUUUGAUGCCUUGUUUUAUUGGAUUGGUAGAGUGGUACUAAGGUGACGCGAAAUGGUUUAUAAAUAUGCGUGGAAUAGGGUUCUGUUUAAGAGUAGAGAACACUAUAAAGUAAAAAAAUAUAUUUUUAUCUUCUUUGUCUCUGGGACUUCGAUAUAAAACACGAACUUUCGUUCAGAGUUUAAACAGUGCAACCGAGAAAUAUGGUCUCACAUAGAAAUUUAUAUUUUAGCGAGGAGUUUUCAAGGGUAUUGCACUAGUAGCCGUUAGAAUGGCCAUAGCAAUUUCCAUUCUUGCUGUCUCUUUAACCAAUUGAUUUGGUUUUUCUGUCCUGACUUGAUGAGGAAAUUUAAUGUUGAUCCAUCAAUUCUACCCACUGCACAUUGUUUUUCCCCCUGAUGUUUUUUAUAUCUAUUUCAUCUUAUUUUACAGUACCAGCCGAGCAGUUUACAAGCUAAUGGCUGUUAUUGUUCACAUGGGAACGGUCGACGAUGGACAUUACAUUACUUAUCGAAGGUUUGAAACGGAGCAUGCGUCGAAAUGGCUUUACGCUUCGGAUGAAGUGGUAGAGGCUGCGUCACGUGAUCAAGUCUUGUUAAGCAGUGCUUAUAUGCUUUUCUAUGAGAGAACUAGAAAAUAACCUGAUCACUUUUAGUGAUAUGUUACUUGAGAAGGUAUUGCGUGGUUAUCAGAGACGUGCUAUGUCUAUUGCGGAUACCGAACUUUUAAGUCAUUUACUGGCCUGACUAGGCAAAUGGACGAAUCGCAAUCUGCUUAGUAAAAAAACUCUGCGUGGAGCGCGCAUUUACAACAGAGGUCGGAAUGAAUAGAAAAACUCAGAGCAGAAAAAAGUAUUUUAUUCCGUCUAGGUGGAAUUUGUAAAGGAGUGUAGAAUAGUAAUAACCCUGGAUCGUCUUGAGAAAGGGAAAGAGAACAAAUCAUCAGUGAUAGAUAGGGCGACGAACAUCAAACAACUACUUACC